AGAGCCAAAGAUGUCAGCUCGGUCAUGUGAUCAGCUGUGUCCAAUCACAGCCGAUCACAUGUAAACAGGGAAAUGCCGGUUAUCUGCAUUUCUCUCCCCUUGAGCUGUCACACUGACAGCUCCACUGAUGAUCAGUGUGCCCUGAUGAUCUGUGUAGCCCCAGCAGCGACACCUGUCAGUGUCCAUCAGUGCCAGCUCUCAGUGCUCAUCCAUGCCACCUGCCAGUGCCCAGCAAUGCCACAUUUCAGUGCCCAUCAGUGCCACAUCAAUGCCACAUAUCAGUGCCCACCUGAGCUGCCUUUCAGUGUCACCCAUCAGUGCCACCUAUCAAUGCCAGUCAGUGCCACCUAUCAGUGCUGCCAAUCAGUGCCAUCUAUCAGUGCCAGUCAGUGCCGCCUAUCAGUGCCAGUCAGUGCCACCUAUCAGUGUGCAGCAGUGCCGCCUAUCAGUGCCCGUCAGUGCUGCUUAUCAGUG
Molecule: messenger RNA, 474 nt
Organism: Staurois parvus
Lineage: Eukaryota; Metazoa; Chordata; Amphibia; Anura; Ranidae
Source: the annotation of a GenBank genome assembly